This is a messenger RNA of Silurus meridionalis, 2632 nucleotides long. It is a transcript of the gene psen1, whose product is annotated as presenilin 1. Gene Ontology annotation, biological process: calcium ion transport; membrane protein ectodomain proteolysis; amyloid precursor protein catabolic process. Gene Ontology annotation, cellular component: nucleus; Z disc; membrane raft. Lineage: Eukaryota; Metazoa; Chordata; Actinopteri; Siluriformes; Siluridae. Gene Ontology annotation, molecular function: cadherin binding; beta-catenin binding; aspartic endopeptidase activity, intramembrane cleaving. The record is from RefSeq and is a predicted model, not a curated record. The transcript has 11 exons. Bases 203 to 1570 code for a protein of 455 amino acids.
UCAGGCUGCGUCUCAAACAGCUCUUAACUCCACACAACAAUGCACUUUAUACGGCGGAUGUUGCUCCCUUUGUAGUGCACUUUUUGACAUAUGAGUGCUUGUUUGAUAUACGGUCGAAUCGGUUGCGGUUUGUUGGCUCGGACGCAUUUGAGGUACACCCACUCAGCUCUUUCUAUGAGGCUUGACUCAUUUCCCAGCACCAAUGGCUGACAAUGCACAAGAUUUAGUCAGUAAUGUGUCACAUGAUGGAGCAGAGGCCAACCAGCAAACAGACACUGGCAGAUCUGGAGCCCGGCUGCGGAGAGAUGUCGAGCUCAAUGGCCAGCCUCCUUCCUCUCGCGCCGCACAAGUGGUCACAGACAACGAGGAGGAGGAGGACGAGGAGCUAACUCUGAAGUAUGGCGCCAAGCACGUCAUCAUGCUCUUCGUCCCGGUCACACUGUGCAUGGUGGUCGUCGUGGCAACCAUCAAGUCAGUCAGCUUCUAUACGCAGAAGGACGGACAGCAGCUCAUUUACACUCCCUUCCGCGAAGACACCGACACUGUGGGUCAGCGUGCUGUCAAUUCCAUCCUCAAUGCUACCAUCAUGAUCAGUGUGAUUGUGGUGAUGACGCUGGUACUGGUACUGCUCUACAAGUACCGCUGCUAUAAGGUGAUCCAUGCCUGGCUGUUCUUCUCCUCCCUGCUCCUGCUCUUCUUUUUCUCCUUUGUCUACCUGCUGGAGGUGUUUAAGACGUACAACGUGGCCAUGGAUUCCUUCACCCUGGCAGUAAUCAUUUGGAACUUUGGGGUGGUUGGAAUGAUCUGUGUCCACUGGAAGGGUCCGCUGCGACUGCAGCAGGCCUACCUCAUCAUGAUUAGUGCCCUAAUGUCCCUGGUGUUCAUCAAGUACCUACCUGAGUGGACUGCAUGGCUCAUCCUGGCCGUCAUUUCCGUCUAUGACCUGCUGGCUGUACUGUGCCCUAAAGGACCUCUUCGGAUCCUGGUUGAAACAGCUCAAGAAAGGAAUGAACCGAUGUUUCCAGGGCUCAUCUACUCUUCAACUAUGGUGUGGCUGGUUGGCAUGGCAGAUAACGGGGGGCCGAGGAAUAGCUCUUCAGAAGCUGCCCCUAAAGAAGAGAGCCAUGUUGCAACGGCUCCAGUGGCUCAGCCAGAGGACGAUGGGGGUUUCACGCCAGAUUGGGUUGGCCAACAAGAGCAUCGGCUUGGACCUCUGCAGUCCACAGACGAUUCGAGACGUCAGAUCCAGCAGAUGCCAUCAGCACGGCCACCACCUGCAGAUGACGAGGAGGAGAGGGGAGUGAAGCUGGGCCUUGGUGACUUCAUCUUUUAUAGUAUGUUGGUAGGAAAGGCUUCAGCUACAGCCAGCGGUGACUGGAACACAACCUUAGCUUGCUUUGUAGCCAUUCUUAUUGGCCUGUGCCUAACCCUCUUGCUCUUGGCCAUCUUUAAGAAAGCUCUCCCAGCUCUUCCCAUCUCAAUUACUUUCGGACUGAUUUUCUAUUUUGCUACAGAUAACCUGGUACGCCCAUUUAUGGACCAGUUAGCUGUGCACCAGUUCUACAUAUAGCAAAAAGCGCUAUCCAGCAUCUUGCUUCACGCGCUGGUCGUACCACAGAGGACCUGAACCUUAAACAGGAACGGGGGAACUCGGUGGCUCUGCCAUUGCCCCAUUUUCUCUGUGAUGGCUCUGUGACUGUAUUAAGGGUUUUUUUUUUUUUUUUUUUUGGUUUGAGUGGGACCUUGAGUAAGUCAUUCCUCUCGUGUUUUUUUUUUUUUUUUUUUUUAAUUUGUUGUUGUUUUUCUUUUGGUUUAUUUGCUCAUUGUUCAUAAAAAAAAAAAUAAUGCUGCAUCUCUCUGAUGACCCAUUAGAUUGACACUUGCAUUUAUGGUAAUUGUGUAGCAUUUUUUUUUUUUCAUGGGAGAAAUUUUCUGAAAAGAGGACGAUUAGCAAAUUUUUGUUAAUCACCAAAAAAAUCAUAUUUAACUACUGGAACGAAUGUUUUAUAAUAACUGGAUGGGGUGGGAGGAACCCUGCAUGGCUUAUUUCUGGGUUGAUUAACUCUACUGCAUUAAAUGGAACCAUACAUGGAUCCGAAGCUUGAUACAUUCACUUUUCCAUUUAUUUCUACAAAGCAUUAUUUUCAUUACCUUGUAUGUGAGUUUGACUAAGUGGUUGGUACUGUACACCCCCCCAACAGCCCCUAUUGUAAUACCACCUCUUUCCCCCUAAGUCCCUGUAGUGUGUCUAGGAUUAUGGUUUGGAAUUGAACACUGGCACAGUCCAACCAUGUUCUUUAGUGUAAGGUAUAUUGACUUAUUGCUGCAGUUUGUUAGGAAUAGAAACGUAGAGGCUACUGUUUCGCUCUCAUGAUCUGAGUGCAUCUCUUUUGGAAUGUAUUAUAUGGUCCUAAACAGAAGUUUCACCAAAGUUUGAGGAAAGUGUUAGUCAUUUCUAUUGUUUUCAUCUGUUUUGUUGAAUGUCUAUGUUAAUAGAAUUACCUCUCAACUUUUUUUUAACUUCUCAUUGUUUUCCUACAAAAAAACAAAACAAAAAAAGUAUAUUGAUUGUUUUUGUAAUUGGUUCAUAACCAACUAUAAGAUUCUUGAAUAAAGGAGAAGCUCUUUAAGA